Nothobranchius furzeri (turquoise killifish) is the source of this 2135-nucleotide messenger RNA. RefSeq names its product mitogen-activated protein kinase kinase 4a (gene map2k4a). Gene Ontology annotation, molecular function: JUN kinase kinase activity; ATP binding. Gene Ontology annotation, biological process: protein phosphorylation; MAPK cascade. The record is from RefSeq and is a predicted model, not a curated record. Lineage: Eukaryota; Metazoa; Chordata; Actinopteri; Cyprinodontiformes; Nothobranchiidae.
UGCUAGCUUGAUACGGCUAGUGGGUGUUGACAAUGUCAGCUGAUUGCGGGUCGUAAAGCCUCUUGGUUAGCUAGCUUAGCUUAGUUGGAUGUUUGUUUUUGUCAUGACAUAGGUGGCCAUUACCCUAACGUCAAUCUUCAACACGUAUCUAAUAAUUUGCAAUACUCCGUCGCUCCUUUGGUUGCCGGCUGGUUGUUUCGCUGGGCGAGGCUGCCGUUAGCUUAGCAGCAAUUUUCAUUUCCGGAAGGGAAGGAGUGAAGUUGCUCUCCGAGUCUCUGCAUUGCAGCCCAGGGCGCUGCUGAUGGAAUUCAAGCACACAGCGAUGGCGACUCCCAGUUCUAACAACUCAUCAGCCCCCAGUAACGCAGGCUCCGCCACACACCAGUACCAGCAGCAGCAGACCCAGCACAUUACAACAAUGAGCAGCAUGGAGUCCAACACCUGCUGGAGGUGUCAGAGUGAAACAGGGUUUCAGAUAAACCUGUCUGGAGCUCCCCCAAGCAAACGUAAAGCCCUUAAGCUGAACUUGUCCAACCCUUCCAUCAAACCAUCGACCAGAUUCUCGCUAAACACGGCCGGGCCUCCGUUUCAGAACCCGCAUAUCGAGAGACUGAGGACUCACAGCAUCGAGUCGUCAGGAAAGCUGAAGAUCUCCCCGGAGCAGCACUGGGACUUUACAGCCGAAGAUCUCAAAGAUCUGGGUGAGAUCGGCCGCGGGGCUUACGGCUCCGUCAACAAGAUGGUGCACAAGCCAAGCAACACCAUCAUGGCAGUCAAGAGGAUUCGAUCAACGGUGGAUGAAAAGGAGCAGAAGCAGCUGCUGAUGGACCUGGACGUGGUCAUGAGAAGCAGCGAUUGUCCCUACAUCGUCCAGUUUUAUGGCGCUCUGUUCAGAGAGGGGGACUGUUGGAUCUGCAUGGAGCUCAUGGCUACCUCCUUAGACAAGUUUUACAAGUUUGUAUAUUGCACAUUAGACGACGUGAUUCCAGAAGAGAUAUUAGGAAAAAUAACUUUAGCUACUGUGAAGGCUCUUAACCACUUAAAGGAAAACCUGAAGAUAAUCCACCGAGACAUUAAGCCUUCUAACAUCCUCCUGGACCGGAACAGCAACAUAAAGCUGUGUGACUUUGGUAUCAGCGGCCAGCUGGUGGACUCCAUCGCCAAAACCAGAGACGCAGGCUGCAGGCCGUACAUGGCGCCGGAGAGAAUAGACCCCAGUGCUUCCAGGCAGGGAUACGAUGUCCGAUCAGACGUUUGGAGUUUGGGAAUCACACUGUAUGAACUGGCUACGGGGCGGUUCCCCUACCCCAGGUGGAACAGUGUGUUUGACCAGUUGACCCAAGUGGUCCGAGGUGACCCACCACAGCUCAGCAACUCCGAGGAGAGGCGCUUCUCCCCAAAAUUCAUCUCCUUUGUCAACGUGUGCCUUACAAAGGAUGAAUCGAAGAGGCCAAAGUACAAAGAGCUACUGAGAGAUCCGUUCAUCCAGAUGUACGAGGAGCGCUCCGUUGACGUAGCCGGUUAUGUCUGCAGGAUCUUGGAUCAGAUGCCAGCUUCUCCCAGCUCCCCCACUUACAUGGACUGAUGGCAGGACAAAACCAAAACAUAAUCUCCACAAAUCUGCAAAAAGAAGAAAAAAAAGACAAGUUCUUGUGUACAUUUGCUUGGUCCCCUUAUCGCAGUGUUUAAAGACAGUUGUAAAGUCUGAAAGGAAAGCACCACUUGUGUCAGAGUGGUUUAAUUUCAGUCUGUAAAUAAUAACACGUUUCAGUUUUUCUCGUUCCCAAACGCACAGACACUUCAGCAUAAUAGAACCUCAAUCAUUCAGUCGUGAUUCAUCGUGAUCAGGAUGCAUCUGUGUUUUAGUGACAGAAACCUAAAGAAAAUAACCUGGAUCUUCUAUUUAUAGAACCAAAACCAUGUUGCGUGUGUGGUUUGGAGACUUCUGCAUACUGGAAUCAUCCUGUUUGUGAAUUGUUCCACUUCUUACAUGUACGUGAAUGAAAGCAUCGUGGUAUUUUAAUCGAGCUGUGCUUCUCUUAGUGUAAGCAGGUCUAAAGUGUUGGUGGUCAUACCAGUCACUUCUGCAGUGGACUUCCUGCUGAUGGAUGAAUAAAGAGAGAGAAAGAGAAGGA